AUGGCUGCUACCACGAUCACUACCGCUACCACGACUACCACCAUGACUAUGAUUGCUAGCACUACCCCCACCACGUCCACUACCACCAGUGCACCAAUGACAGCUAAUAACCAAACAGAUUUCAGAUGCAGUGACGCUCAGUAUGGGACCGGCCGAGUAGGAGACCAAACAAGCAUUGAGUGUGAUAAAGGUCAAGCAGGGAAAAGGCUGGCGGAAUGUCAGAAAACGGGCGAGUGGAAACUGGUCGUAUACAGCUGCAUUGUAAUAGUAAUCAAUCAAUUACUGAUCGAGUCACAGACUUUGGUUGUGGAGGGAGUGCCAGAAUUUGUAGGGAAUCUAAGUAAAACUGUCCAGAAAGAAAGACAGGACAUUGAAAAUUCAACUGCAACCAUAUCAGCCAUCGUUGACAUCCUAAACACUGUUGCAGAAGUUUCAACUAAUGUCACUAAAACCAUCAUGCAGAAUAUCCUAGAGACUAUUGAUGUCAUCAUAGGUGAAGAAUCAAGAGAGUCUUGGGUAAUUUUGAAUGCAAAUGAAACCAGCAAUUCCAGCUCGAAAUUAUUGGGUUCGUUGGAGAGACUCUCCAGUGAUUUGGACGGAGAGUUUUCUGUGAGGACUCCAAGGAUCCUGCUAAACAGAACAAAGUUUGAUGACACCUUCAUGGCAUACCUGAACUCCAGCAUCGUCCUAAACAUUACACAAAACAGCAUGAGCAAUGUUUUUAUUACCACCAUCCUCCUCUCAACCCUUAAUAUUGUUAUGCCGACCCGAAACCCAACCUUUAACAUCAGCCCCUUCAAUACCACCAGUAAUGAAACUGCCAGUGAUAAUGCCAUCAAUGCAGCCGUGUUGCUUGUCAAAAUAAAUGCCACAGUUCAGAAUGUCCUUCUGAGCUACGACAAGCCGAACAGCUCCUUGACAAAUAACCCGCAGUGCGUCUUCUGGAACUUCACACUUUUUGAUAAUAUUGGUGCUUGGGAUGAUGAGGGAUGUACGUUUGUUUCCGACAUAAACAACAUAGUGACCUGCAGCUGUAACCACCUCACCUCCUUCUCAAUUCUGAUGGCAACGGACAUCCCUCCAUCUCUAAGAAAAGCCUUGGAUAUAAUCACUUAUGUUGGAGUUGGAAUAUCUCUGGCAAGCUUGGUUAUAUGUCUAGUUAUUGAAGGGUAUGUUUGGAAAGCCAUUACCAGGAAUAGCACUGCCUUCAUGCGUCACGUUUCCAUCGUAAAUACAGCCCUGUCUCUGUUGAUCGCUGAUAUCUGUUUCAUCAUUGGUGCCUCUGUAGCAAACAAUCCCCAAGGGGGGGACUACGAACUUCCUCUUGGACCAUGCAGCACUGCAACAUUUUUUAUGCAUUUUUUCUACCUUGCUCUAUUCUUUUGGAUGCUCGUGUCAGGCCUUUUGCUCUUUUACAGGACGGUCAUGGUCUUCUCGUACAUGUCCAAGUCAAUCAUGUUGGCCAUUGGUUUCUGUUUAGGAUACGGCUGUCCUCUGAUUAUAGCUGUUAUUACUGUUGCAGUCACAGCAACAGGGAAUGGAUACAUCAGGAAAUCCGAGGCUUGUUGGCUGAACUGGUUUGAGACAAAAGCCCUCCUGUCCAUGGUGAUACCGGCCUUGACCAUAGUUUUCAUCAAUAUUUUAAUUGUAAUUUGGGUCUUAUACAAAAUGCUGAAAAGAGGUGUGGGAGACGCUGCACAAUCAGAUGAAAAACACACCCUGGUGGUCAUAACAAGGUGUCUGGUCAUUUUGACUCCUUUAUUUGGAUUGACCUGGGGUCUGGCUGUGGGAACCAUGGUAUCAUCAACAAAUGAAGCAAUCCAUAUUGCCUUUGCAUUCUUCAAUUCACUACAGGGUUUCUUCAUUUUAUUGUUUGGGGUACUUCUCGAUUCAAAGACGCGAUCUCUCCUCGGAAGGAAAUCACCUCGAACAAGCACUGGCUCUAAUUCUACAAGGAGUACAGGUGCUGGCAUUUCCUCCUUGAGUGGAAACAAUUUUAUAGGCAGUAUACUUGGAAGAAGAUAUGUUUACCACGUUUCACAAACUACAAACCCAAACAGCAGUGGUGCAGCGGAGUCAUUUAGUAAUAUAUGAAUCAAUGGAACAAGCUGUAGAAGAAAGACACUGUGCUCCGGCAGGUGCGUCUGGACCCAUGCGACCUACAGCCCAUCUUUGAC
Messenger RNA from Limanda limanda (common dab), 2177 nucleotides. RefSeq names its product adhesion G-protein coupled receptor F1-like. Lineage: Eukaryota; Metazoa; Chordata; Actinopteri; Pleuronectiformes; Pleuronectidae. The transcript is spliced from 9 exons. Gene Ontology annotation, cellular component: membrane. Gene Ontology annotation, molecular function: G protein-coupled receptor activity. Gene Ontology annotation, biological process: cell surface receptor signaling pathway; G protein-coupled receptor signaling pathway. Bases 1 to 2094 code for a protein of 697 amino acids. The record is from RefSeq and is a predicted model, not a curated record.